Messenger RNA from Monopterus albus (swamp eel), 3730 nucleotides. RefSeq names its product protein kinase N2a (gene pkn2a). The transcript is spliced from 23 exons. Lineage: Eukaryota; Metazoa; Chordata; Actinopteri; Synbranchiformes; Synbranchidae. The record is from RefSeq and is a predicted model, not a curated record. Gene Ontology annotation, molecular function: protein serine/threonine kinase activity; small GTPase binding; ATP binding. Gene Ontology annotation, biological process: protein phosphorylation; signal transduction. Bases 390 to 3314 code for a protein of 974 amino acids.
AUUAGCAUGAGGUAAGGCCCAGAUGAAGUUUUGGAUCACGUGUGUGAGCUCACUGUCCGGACCGAGAGCAGCUCGGCAGCGGCACUACAGCUCGUCUGGGCGGACGCUUCCACUGUAACCACCGCCUCUUUCUCCAACUGCUCUGGGACAGCAUUUAUGCUGCAGCUUUUUAUUUGUGAGCGCCAGUCCACCUUCCAGGACGGUGUGACGGCGUAAAAGAAGUGUUAAGACGACAUGGAAAGCCCCAUACACCCGAGAUGACCGACGGUUUGGUCGAAAUAAUCACGUCUUUUUGUCGUCAGAGAGGGAAACUUAAAACAAGGCUUGUUUUUGGAGUCCCACCUCCCUUCCUCGCUCCCAGUAGGAUUUGAUUCAAAGGCGAAACCAAGAUGGCCGCCGAUUCUGUGCAGGGGGAUGCCAGGGGCCAGCUGGUGGCGGAGCGACUGGGCCUGGGACACAACCUGGACCUUUCUGAUACCAUGGUCCAACAAAAACUGGACGAGAUCAAGGAGCAGAUCCGUCGUGAAAUCCGCAAGGAGCUGAAAAUCAAAGAAGGUGCAGAGAACCUGCGCAAGGUCACCACAGACAAGAAGAGCCUGGCUUAUGUCGACAACAUGCUGAAAAAAUCAAACAAGAAGGUUGAGGAGCUCCAUCAGGAGCUGCAAGAGCUCAAUGCCCACAUUGUGGUCAAAGACCCUGAAGAGCUGCUAGAAUGCCCUCUGACCCCAGAUACUCCUAACAGUGAGGCCAGAAUGAGCACCAGCAGCAGCCGCCUCGCCGCCCUGAAAAGGCAGAAUGACAUCGAGCUCAAGGUCAAACAGGGUGCAGAGAACAUGAUUCAGAUGUACUCCAAUGGGUCCUCUAAGGAUCGUAAGUUACUAGCGACGGCCCAGCAGAUGCUUCAGGACAGCAAGACAAAGAUUGAGUUCAUCAGGAUGCAGAUCCUCAAGGCUAGCCAGGCCAGCGAGCUGAGCUUCGAGAACCAUGAUGUGUUGGAAAAGCCUAUGAUCAGCCCAUUAGACCUGCGGGUGGAGGAGUUGUGUCACCAUGCCAGGAUAGAGUCGGCUGUAGCUGAAGGAGCCAAGAAUGUCAUGAAACUCCUGGGCUCGGGAAAGGUCACAGAAAAGAGAGCACAUUCAGAGGCCCAGGCUCGUUUUAACGAGUCCAGUCAAAAGCUCGACCUCUUGCGAUAUUCCCUAGAGCAACGCCUCAAUGAGUUACCUAAGAACCACCCUCGCAGCAGCAGCAUCAUAGAAGAGUUGUCUCUGUUGUCCUCACCGGCCCUCAGUCCCAGAUCCAGCAUCAUCUCCACACAGAACCAGUACAGCACCGUCACCAAGCCCGCUGCACUCACAGGCACGUUAGAUGUCAGGCUCAUGGGCUGUCAGGACCUCCUGGAAAACGUCCCAGGUCGGUCCAAAGCUGCGUCUGUCCCGCUGCCCAGCUGGAGCCCCAGCGAGACACGCUCAUCCUUUAUCAGCCGAGCAAACCGAAACCGUGGUGUGAGCUCAAGGAACCUGACGAAGAGCGAGGAGGUCUCCAACGAGAUCAGUGCAGUGUUGAAGCUGGACAACACAGUAGUCGGACAGACGAGCUGGAGGCCGGUUAGCAACCAGGCCUGGGACCAGAAGUUUACCUUGGAACUGGACCGGUCUCGUGAGCUCGAGAUCUCUGUGUACUGGCGUGACUGGCGUUCGCUCUGUGCUGUCAAGUUCCUGCGGCUGGAAGACUUCCUGGACAACCAGCGUCAUGGGAUGUGUCUGUACCUGGAGCCACAGGGGAUGCUGUUUGCUGAGGUGACAUUUUUCAACCCUGUCAUUGAGAGACGACCAAAGCUGCAAAGGCAAAAGAAGAUUUUCUCUAAACAGCAAGGUAAGACUUUCCUGCGAGCCCCUCAGAUGAACAUCAAUGUCGCCACUUGGGGCCGACUGGUGAGAAGAGCCAUACCAAGUGUCAGCACCAACUCCUUCAGCCCACAGGCUGCUGAGACCGGGCACAGCAGUCUGCCUGGUUCACCCACACCCAGCAGUGACCCACUGGUGACCAAGCUGGACUUUGAUAAAGAGCCCACCCCGGGACCCAAACACUACCCAGCACCCGAUGACAUUCGAGAGCCUCUGGCGCAGAAUAAGAUGCCCAACAGGGAGGCAGUACAGGAUGCACUCUCCUCAUUUGACUUCUUGAACAAGAGAAACAGCAUGGCAGUGAAACCAGACCUGGACAGAGAGGUGGAGCAAGAGAUCCAGCAUCCAGACCUGGAGCUCACCGCCUUCCAGAAAGACACAGUGAUAAGGGAAGAAGAGCAGUUCCAGUUCAGUCUCCAAGACUUUAAAUGUGUGGCAGUCCUUGGACGUGGUCACUUUGGAAAGGUAUUGUUGGCAGAAUACAAAAGCACAGGAGAGAUGUUUGCUAUCAAAGCUCUGAAGAAAGGAGACAUCGUGGCUCGUGAUGAAGUGGACAGCCUGAUGUGUGAGAAGAGGAUUUUUGAGACGGUCAACAAUGUCCGCCACCCGUUCCUGGUCAACCUGUUCGCGUGCUUCCAGACACAAGAGCACGUUUGUUUCGUGAUGGAGUACGCAGCAGGAGGCGAUUUGAUGAUGCAUAUCCAUGCUGACGUUUUCUCUGAGCCCAGGGCCAUAUUUUAUGCAGCCUGUGUCGUAUUGGGAUUACAGUACUUACACGACCAUAAGAUUGUGUACAGAGAUUUGAAGCUGGACAACCUGCUCCUUGAUACAGAGGGCUAUGUAAAGAUUGCUGACUUUGGACUUUGUAAAGAAGGGAUGGGUUUCAGGGACCGCACCAGCACAUUCUGUGGGACACCAGAGUUUUUAGCUCCCGAGGUUUUGACUGAAACAUCGUAUACCCGUGCUGUGGACUGGUGGGGACUGGGCGUCCUUAUCUUUGAGAUGUUGGUUGGAGAGUCUCCCUUCCCUGGUGAUGAUGAGGAGGAGGUGUUUGACAGCAUUGUCAACGAUGAAGUUCGCUACCCACGGUUUCUCUCGACCGAGGCCAUUUCCAUCAUGAGGAGGCUUUUAAGGAGGAGUCCAGAGCGACGUCUUGGAGCAGGAGAGAGGGAUGCAGAGGAGGUCAAGAAACAUCUCUUCUUCAGGAAUAUGGAUUGGAACGGACUAUUAGCCAAGAAGGUGAAGCCGCCGUUCGUGCCGACCAUCCAGGGCGCCAACGACGUCAGCAACUUCGAUGAUGAAUUUACCUCAGAGGCUCCCAUCUUAACCCCACCCAGGGAACCCAGAGCGUUGAGCUCUGAGGAGCAGAACAUGUUCUCUGACUUUGAUUACAUCGCCGACUGGUGUUAGCUUCACCUGACGCCCUUCCAAACACACACACACACACACUGUGAAGCAGCUGACGUAGCUCUGACUGUAGCUCACAUCAUGUUAAAUCUCUCCUCUUCCUACCCAACAUGUGGAGGAGGAGCAGUGGCUCCCGAGCGUCUGGGCAAAACUGUGCCAUUGAGAAGAAAGUUCUGACUCCUCCUGAGGACACCUGAAUAAUUUUUUUAAUCCAUGAAGAACAUUUUUUUAAGAAAAGGAAAAAAGAAACUUGUUGGAGAGUGAAGGAGGAGAGGUGCUCUGUCCUCCUGUACAUGUAGUCACGUUUGUCGUCUGACCACUGAGAAUGUGUUUCAUGAACUCUGAGAAGGCGGCAACAUCACAAUCAGUUAUUCAGUGUCACUGUCUUAAGUUUGCUCUGUACAGGUCAUAUUCAAUCA